Phascolarctos cinereus (koala) is the source of this 2003-nucleotide messenger RNA. It is a transcript of the gene HNMT, whose product is annotated as histamine N-methyltransferase. NCBI's taxonomy places the organism in Eukaryota, Metazoa, Chordata, Mammalia, Diprotodontia, Phascolarctidae. The record is from RefSeq and is a predicted model, not a curated record. Gene Ontology annotation, molecular function: N-methyltransferase activity.
GAGGAGCGGGGUGGAGGACAGAGAGAAACUUCCCUUCCCCUUCUGCCUUUCUCACAAAACCAAACAUGGCAUCUUCCAUGAGGAGCUUGUUUUCUGAUCAUGGCAGAUACGUUGAAGCUUUUCGCCGGUUUCUGGCUAAUUCCACGGAGCACCAGUGCAUGCAGAAUUUCAUUGAGGAGAAGCUGCCAGGCAUUAUAGCAAGGAUUGGAGACACAAAAUCAGAAAUUAACAUUCUAAGCAUAGGUGGUGGAGCAGGAGAAAUUGACCUCCAAAUUAUUUCUCAAGUUCAAGCUCACUAUCCAGGAAGUUACAUCAACAAUGAAGUAGUUGAACCAAAUGCUGAACAAAUCACCAAAUACAAAGAGCGUGUAGCCACAGCAUCAAACCUCAAGAACAUAAAGUUUGCUUGGCAUCAGGAGACAUCAUCUGAAUAUCAAAAUAGAAUAACGGAGAAAAAAGAGCUUCAGAAGUGGAACUUUAUUCACAUGAUACAGAUGCUGUAUUAUGUAAAAGAUAUCCCAGGUACUCUGAAAUUUUUCCACAGUCUCCUGGAUACCAAGGGCAAGAUCCUUAUUAUUCUUGUGUCAGGAACCAGUGGUUGGGACAAACUGUGGAAAAAGUAUGGAACCCGAUUACCCCAAAAUGAUCUCUGUCUCUAUGUGUCAUCCUCUGACAUCACUCGAACCCUGGAAACUUUGGAAAUUAAAUAUGAAUGCUUUGACCUUCUGUCUACAAUGGAUAUAUCAGAUUGCUUCAUUGAAGGCAAUGAAAAUGGAGAGUUGCUUCUGGACUUUUUAACAGAAACCUGUCACUUCAGCAAAACUGCUCCACCUGAUCUCAAAGCUGAGAUUAUUGAAGACCUUCAAAGGCCAGGAUUCAGUGUAAAAGAGAAGGGAAAGAUUCUUUUUCACAAUCACUUGAGUUUCAUCGUGGCUGAGGCAUAGCUCAGGUGUUCAUCUAUCAUUCAACAAGCAUUUAUUAAGCACCCACUAUGUGCAGGGUACUGUACCCAGUAGGGAGGUGAGGGGGAAUUCAAAAGCAGAAAAAGAAUGUUCUUGACCUGAAGGAGUGUAUAUUCUAUAGGAGAAGAUAACAUGUGUAUAUAAGCAUAUGCAAAAUAGGACAAUUCAUUUGAAAGUUACAAGGUACAGAAUAGCAGUAAUUUACUCUUGCAUUAUAAUACAACAUAUAAUAUUCUUAAUAUAUCACAAUCUCAUAUAAGUUGAGGCUGAUCAUAAUCCAGACCUGAGACAACCUGGAAGGUCCAUUACCUUCCGUCAUCUAGAUAGAUAGAUAGAUAGAUAGAUAUAGAUAUAAAUGGUAUUUUAAAAUGUUAUCUGAUACAGCUGAAGCUCAUCAACCUCUCUCCCAUAUAAAGGUCAUUUCUAAAGUUUACAUGAGAGAUCCAGCUAAACCCAGUUGCCUAAACUACAGUGCAUGCUAUAUAAUGAUGCCCUAGGGCUAAUUAGUGUAGGCUUAGGAGAGCCAGUUAAAUUUUUGUUUAAAUUUUAAAUUGUUAAAAUUUCAAUAUAACAAUUUAUACCUUGGAUAUCAGAAAAUACUGUAAAUCAGUCCUUGAUUUAUUUUUGAUGAUUAUUUAGAAAGUGAUGAAGAAAAUUUUAACAAUGCAGAUUAAAUUUCAAAGUGCUUUAUACAUUCCCCCUGCCCUUUCUCUUUAGAGCUUGUUGUCAGGAGCACAUCUUGGCCACACUUACCUGAAAGAGCUAAUGAACUAUUCUACUCCCUUGUUUAUUCUAGUGAUGAACACCUUUUGCUUUAUCUUCUCUAAAUGCCUUCUCAAAUACUUCUUUAAAUAGAUUAUUUUACACAGGUAGUAGUAGUUUGUUCAAUCAGAUAACUGAAUGUCAACCUUAAACCAUUAAUCUUGGAGAUUAAAAAAGACAACAAAAACAUUUAACUUAUGGAUAUGAUGAUUUUAAUAAUUUUACCUUGAAUGACAUUAUCAUUAUGAUGUGAUAUAAAUAAAGAUAUUAUGGAGGCAA